Molecule: messenger RNA, 1807 nt
Organism: Beta vulgaris subsp. vulgaris (sugar beet)
Lineage: Eukaryota; Viridiplantae; Streptophyta; Magnoliopsida; Caryophyllales; Amaranthaceae
Exons: 9
Coding region: 544-1437 (297 amino acids)
Molecular function (GO): nucleic acid binding
Source: RefSeq, a predicted model, not a curated record
UCAUCCCCCUUUCUUCUUCUCUCUCCUCUCUCGCACUGUUCUUCCUCAUCUCCCUCUCUCUCGCUGUUCGUCCCUCUCUUCGUCUCCCUCGCUGGGUUCUUCGCGGAUCCUUGUCGAGGUGUGCAAGCGAAGGGAGCGGGUGUGUGCAAGCGAACGUGCUGGUGUGUGGGUGAGCGAGCGAGUCCGUGUGUUCGAGGGACGUGCGGGCUGCGAGCGACGAAGCUGGUGCGAGGCUCGGGUGCGAGCAAAGGAGCGAGCAGGAGGGGCGUUGUGCGACGAAGCUCGAAGUGCGAGUCGAGUGGUUCAAGUGUUGAGCGAGGGACGACGAAGGCUUGCGCGAGGUUGUUGCUGCUGCUGCUGUGCGAGCUGUGCGACGAAGCUCGAAACGUGCGCUGCUGCUGCUGUGCGAGUGGUGCGACGAAGUUGUUGCCCCGUUGCCGGAAAUCGGUCGCCGGAAAUUGAUUGCCGGCGAGCUUAACGGUCCCAAUUUCAUAAGCGGAACGUUCGAUUAAGACAGCGAAAAUUCUCCGUUACAAGGGUCAAAUGGACUAUAGAAGGAACUACAGUGCAGCAGAGUCAAACAUGAGAAACAAAAAGAAAGAAAAGGAAGAGGAUUUAUUUGGCGAUGAUAUGGGCGGAGAUUUUCGCUUGCCAAUCUACCACCGGCCUACCGAGAAUGUUGAUUUAGAUAAUGUUGAGCAAGCAUCAGAGGACAAGCAUAUGUCAUCAUCUAAUAUUGGGUUCAAGCUUCUUCAGAAAAUGGGAUGGAAAGGAAAGGGACUGGGAAAGGAUGAGCAGGGUAUAAUUGAACCAAUAAAGUCUGGCUUGAGAGAUCCGAAAUUAGGGAUCGGAAAGCAAGAAGAAGAUGAUUACUUUACCGCAGAAGAAAAUAUUCAGCGCAAAAAGCUUGAUAUUGAGAUGGAGGAGACGGAGGAAGUUGCAAGGAAGAGAGAGGUGUUGGCAGAACGGGAGCAGAAAAUUCAAACUGAGGUGAAAGAAAUACGCAAAGUAUUUUUCUGUGAUCUGUGUAACAAGCAAUACAAGUUGGCUAUGGAAUUUGAAGCUCACCUAAGCUCCUAUGACCACAAUCAUAGAAAGCGCUUCAAGGAGAUGAGAGAGAUGCAUGGUAGCAGUCGUGAUGAUCGGCUAAAGCGAGAACAGCAACGACAAGAGAAAGAGAUGGCCAAGUUUGCCCAAAUUGCUGAUGCUCGCAAGCAACAGCAAAUGCAAGAGCAAGAGCAGCCUGGAAGUGCUCCUGUUACGAAUGCAACAAAAGCAACUGCUGCACCUGUUGAUAAUGAUCAGCGGAAAGCACUGAAGUUUGGCUUUUCCGCUAAAAGUGGCACAUCUAAAAGCUUAUUCGGGGGUGCUGCUAAGAAGCCAAAAGUACCAGUUCCUUCUAUCUUUGGCAAUGAAAGUGACGAAGAUCAGUCAUGACGGCAAGAUUUCUCUGGCUGAACAAUUAUUGCGGCUGUCCAGAUGAUGCUUCUCAUCAGAUAGCAUCUUCACCUCUUGUUUUAGUUUCUUUUCUUUCCGUGGUUUGUAAGUUAAUAUGCAAGUGUGAGAAACAGAGUUAAGAUACCUUCAGUGUCAUUGCUGUGUUGCUGUUCGAAUUGUUUUCAAUUUCACUUAAUCCCGCGCCCUUUCUGAUUCAUAGUUGUUGCUAAGUUUCUUUUCAUGUUAUUUUGCUCACAACUAUUGAUUUCGUUGUCCAAAAUAUUGUCAAUCUGCGACUCUUUGUAGUGAGGCAAUUUGAGAUGACCUCGUCCUAUUACUUCAAAAUUUAUUUCUGUAUUGUUUUGUUCAA